CAGGCAGAACAGUGUCACACACGCACACGGCCGCUCCGAAGUGCACCGACACUCUACACGACUGAAGGACACAAACAAGCAGCGACACCGGCUCAAAGUCACUUCUGUCCCCGCGGGUCACAGUCACUGCGCGGGAUGUAACUAUCCGGACCAUCCGCUCCGGUACAUCGCUUUUUUCCAUUCGCUGACUUAUUGUUUUCUGCCGGUGGACUUUCCUCAGAGGAAGCGGAUUUUUGAGAGACAGUUGGUCACGUUGACACUUGGACACUCGGCUCCGUCACUUCUGGACCAUGGCGGAAGCGGUCCCGCAGCAGCCACACUUGGUGGAGAUCGACCCAGAGUUUGAGCCUCUUUCCCGGCCGCGCUCAUGCACUUGGCCACUGCCCCGACCGGAGUUUCUGACUCCAGGGGACUCUAACACGUCCUCCCCGGUGCCGUCCGUAAAACAGGAGCCCACCGGGAACGACUUCAUCAACAACCUGAGCCUGCUGGAGGAGAGCGAGGACUUCCCCGAGCAGGAGACCGGGCUGCUGUGCUCGGACUACUGCCAGGAGAGCCCACACCAGCCCCCGCCUCACCAGCAGCAUCACCUCCAUCAGCACCAGAGCCCCCAGCUGCCCCAGCCGCAGGUGCCCCUCCUCUCCCCGGCAGGGAGCUCCUCCAGCGCCGCCGCGGCCGCUGCUGCCGCCGCUGCCCAGAGGAAGAGCAGCUCGUCCCGCAGGAACGCGUGGGGGAACAUGUCAUAUGCAGACCUCAUCACCAAAGCCAUAGAGAGCUCCCCCGAGAACCGGCUCACUCUGUCCCAGAUCUAUGACUGGAUGGUGAAGAGCGUCCCUUACUUUAAGGACAAAGGGGACAGCAACAGCUCCGCGGGCUGGAAGAACUCCAUCCGUCACAAUCUGUCCCUGCACAGUCGGUUUGUGCGCGUGCAGAACGAGGGCACGGGGAAGAGCUCGUGGUGGAUGUUAAACCCAGAGGGAGGCAAGAGUGGCAAGUCCCCCCGACGCCGAGCAGCCUCCAUGGACAACAACAGCAAGUUCAGCAAGAGCAGGGGCCGCGCAGCCAAGAAGAAGCUGUCCAUGCAGGGAGGUCCGGAAGGGGGAGCGGACAGUCCAGGCUCGUACUCCAAGUGGCCCGGGAGCCCCAACUCCCACAGCAACGACGACUUUGAUGCCUGGAACAGCUUCAGACCACGCGCCAGCUCCAACGCCAGCACCCUGAGCGGCCGCCUGUCCCCCUUUGUCCCCGAGGACGACCUGGGUGAAGCCGACGCUCACAUGGGCUACCCGGGACCCCCCGCCGCCAAGAUGACCGCCACCCUCCCCAGCCUGUCCGAGAUGACCGGCUCUUUGGGACACAGCACGGAGAACGUCAUGGAGAACCUUCUGGAUAACCUCAACCUGCUCUCGCCUAAUAACUCCCAGGUCGGAGGCGGGGCCACGACUCCAUGCUCCUCGCAGUCGUCGCCUUCUCCCAUGAUGCAACAGAGCCCCGGUUACCCUGCGUACAGUUCUCCGAGCAUGGUGCCCCAAUCUCAGCAGGACUACCGGAAGUGCGGGUACGGCCAGGCAGGGAUGGGGAGCUUACCGUCCAUGCCGCUGCAGUCCGUUCCUGAGACAAAGCCCGGGUUCGGGGGUGGGAUGGGACAGUACGGUUGCACGGCGGGAUUACUGAAGGAGCUCCUCACCACGGACACGGAUCAGCACGGAGAACUGAUGCCUUCGGUGGAAAGCGUGGUGUCCCAGUCCAUGUUACCGCCUUACAACAGCACGCAGCACAAAAUCAUGGGGGUUAACGGACACCCUUGCCUACCACACCCUCACCCACACAAUAUGCACAGCCAGCCCCCCGCCCAUACUCCCCCCUCGAUGAACGGACGCAUGCUCAUGUCUCUCAACCAAAACCGCUUGCCUUCGGUCAAGACGCCCAUGCACAUGCCGUACGGGCACCAUCACGGCGGAGGGGGCAUUCCUGGAAGCUUUUGCCCCUUGAACACCAACGGAUACGGCAGGCCGGGACCGCCGCCGCCCUCGCACUCGGAGAAACUGCCCAGCGAUUUGGACGACAUGUCGAUCGAGCGGUUUGAGUUCGACAUGGAGACCGUCCUCCACGAUACUUUGAUGGACGGGGACUCUCUGGACUUCAACUUUGAGCCAGUGGUCGGUCAGCAAGGGUUCCCUCAUGGAGUGAAGACCACCACGCACAGCUGGGUGUCAGGCUGAAAACUGACCAGGACUUGUUUGGGAAUUCUCUGGAUCUCAUCGACAUUUCACAAAUCACCUCGGCAAAGACUUGUCAUGGCCCCAGAACUGUUAAAUUUGAAUUCUAUUUUGGGUAAACUCUAAACUAAGUGCCAAACGUUUUUGCCUUAAAAGAAAGCCAAACUGAACUUACGUCACGGGUUGAAUAACUUUUAUUUUUUAAACCACAGAAUUUGUAAUUGUAAAGCGUUGUUUCCACCAAUUUCUCUAUGGUUAAUAAUAUCGUAGGAGUCAAUUAUCACUAUUAUGCAUCUCUACAUAUCAAAAGCGAUGAAACCUGACGCAUCAACAACAGCAACUAUCAUAAUUUUGUAAUAUUUUUGGGCUUUUUUUGCUGUAGUUUUAAAAUAUGUCAGUCUAGAAGUUAGUUUUGUCCUUUCAAACCUCAAAUUUUUUGUAUCUUUGACCAAUCUUCUAUCCCUGCCUGGAAUUCCCUUCAGUGCAUAGCUAUUUCCACACAGUAGUAACACAAUCCUUCCAAUAAUUAUAAUUUAUUUGCUGAGCAGGGCUUUCCAAUCCGAAAUUACAACAUGGUACUGUGUUACUAAUUAUAAUUCUGCUAGUUCAUCAUAAUCUUUCGAAAAGCUCACUCUCUAGCCACUCAUUGACAAUCCAAGCAGAGCCAUAUUGGAAAUCUUGGUGGAAACAUUGCUUGAAACUAGUACCAGCUACAUCUCAUCAGCAUCAAGCACAAUCCACAAGUGCACAAAGUCUGUGCUGUUUACUUCUCCUCUGUACAGUAGAGCCAACUGCCACUUCACGUUCACAAGGUAAUCAUAUGGCGCAGGAGCUGGAGCUGUUGUUGGCGUGGGCAGGUCUGGCGUUGUCAAGUUAAGUGGCAGUUCUCUUGGGAUGACGAGACGAUGUUACAUAACUUUUCUCAUCCUCUAAAUGUAUAUAUAUUGUUGUCAAAUGAAUAAUUUCUUGGUGUGUUUUCCAUAAUUGUAAAUAGUGUUUACAAAGCAGAAGCAAAAAUCAAGGCAGCAGAAUUGACAACUGGACGCAUUUAUUUCAAAGCCUUUUUUAACGGAUCUUUGAGAAUCUUCUAUAAGGCUCAGACAUUUUGUACAUAUUUCAGAAUGUAUAUUAAAAUAAUGUGGACGUUUAUAGAUUGAUUAUAUAUUUGAGACCUAAAUUAUUUGUGUAGAUUUAUGCUGGUGCAUAACCUGCUCAGAAAGUUUUUUUUUUAUUAUUAUUAUUUGUCUCAACCUGUAAACCUUAAAACCACAGGGGCCUAUUUAUUGUGCCUAACAGAGCAGAUAUCAGGCUUGAAGGCUUUUUAUUGUAAAUAUCCGCGGUCCAGAAGAUCCUCAAUGUUUUGAAGUAACAGUGAAUUGAUUCUCUCUCUGCUUCAUCUUUUCUUCAGAGCUCAAGCCAAGCGCGUGUAAAGUAGACAGUAGGGCUUUCCCACACUUGGAGGCACUGUGAAUGUUGAGGUGAGGGCGAGGCAGCUGAGCCCUCACACAGACACUGUGAGCCUGUCCCUUUACACGUCUCAUCUGUCUGGAAAACCCAGUGUAACUGAUUGUGUCUUCGUGCGGUUUAUUCUACAAGGCCAAAAGCACCAGUGCUUGGCUCAGCUUUAAACUUUUCACAGGACUCAUCUCUGACGCCCCUCCUACCUCUCUCUGUUUUCUCUGACUCCGCCCCUCCUACCUCUCUCUAUAUGUCCCUGCGUUCGAUUAUCCUUCUGAAACGGUUUUCCAAGGAAGUUGCCUAGCCUACUCGGACCUCGGUGGUGGAAAAAGUAGCCCGAGCAAGGAUUCUGAAUCAGAAGCCAAGAUGGUUCCGCCCACUGUGACGUGUAAACAUGAACUGUUUUCAUUGUGUUUGGACUCUUUAAUGGUUUAAAUGGCAAUUUCAGUCACUCGUAUCACUGCAAUACAUUACCGUGUCCGUAUCACUGCCUAUGGGUAUGGUAGUCGGUGUUGUGGUGAGGCCAAUAUUGAACAAGUACUUGAUUUAACAAGCAUUAAUGCCCCUAAGGUUAUAAUGGAAGAGAAAUCAUAACAUAAAAUGAAGUGCAAAUUUCAAAAAUGAAAGUGGCAGUGUUUUCAUAAGAUGAGAGAUAAUAAUAUGCUUCAAGCUCGGACAUGACGUCAAAUCUGAGGUCCAAGUGGGAGUUGGAAAAUAAUCAAACGCAGGGUUUCUAUAUUUUUUUCUCUGACUCCGCCCCUCCUACCUCUCUCUUUAUGUUAUGGACACUUUGGAUGAACAUGUGACUUCAUAGCACCAAUGUUUUUAUAAUGCCUCGUCUUAAAUGUUUUGUAUGUUGUUCUUUAAAAGCGCCACUAAGUGUUAAGUAUUGCAUCACGCUUGUAAAUAGGCAUUCCUGACUUGCCUUUUCUUACUGCUGUACUAACUGCCAGCCUGUUUGUGACUAUGCACAGUCACAACUUGUAAAAUAAAGAUGGCUUCUCAUGAAGAUAACUGGUAAGUUUGAAAAACUACCUAUUGAAACUAAAUUAAUGUCAGUUGUUAUGCAAAUAAUUUUAUCUAUGGAAACAUGUUAAUUUGUUAAAACAUUUUAUGCAGUAUGAGUGUAAUGGUACAUUAAAUAACAUAUAUUGUGCAUUUUUGUGGCUCUAACUCCCUUUUAAACAUGCUUUUUGAUGACCUCUGGAUAAGUAUUUCAUGUUUUCUGUCAUAAAAUAAUGGAAAAUGGUGGGGGAAAAGUAAUUUCAUAAUCUACACCUUAGUUUCCAAUGAGCUGUGUAGGUGCUAGAGUAAAUAAAUGAAUGUUAUUGUUAAUAUAGCCAUGCUUUUGUUGUGUCCCGUGAUCAUUUAUGGACUAAAAAAAACUGCUCAAAAGUUUUACCUGUGACAUCACAAUCCAGGCAAAAUUCUUGUAUUGAACAAAUUAAUGAAACAACCAUGAAUGAACCAAAAAUACAACUCCAGGUAUGUUUUGAUGAGGGGGCAGCGAUAUGACAAUUAAAAUCUCAAAAAGUCAAUUUAGCAUAAACUACUGUUCUAGUAGUUACUGCAAACAUAAACUCCAGGUCUAAAAAGAGUGAAUAAUGUUAACAAUUGCAUCACAUUUGGAACUUAACUCUGCUGUAAUGAUUUUGAUUCCAACUGGAAACCUGGUUAGUAUCCACUUUGGAAUGUUAACUAGUUUCCUUUGCUCUACACAAGUUAAACAUUUUAAGGAGUAACAAAUGAAUCUUUAGUUUUUUGUACCAUUAUACUCAUACUGUUUAGCAUGACAAAGCUGUGAAAAAUGUAGAAUAUAUUAAACAUUUCAAGCAGCUCUGCAGAGAAGCCAUUUUGAAGCUGCUGUCUGCCUUUGGUGCCACGUGUUGCCAUUUUCUCACCACAUGUUCUGGUGCAGCCAAAUCAGCCUUUUUACAGUAAACUCUUAUAUAUCUAUAGUCUUUUAUCAUGUGAUAUGUUCAGAUUUGUAUAUAUAUUUGUGCCGGUCACUCGAGUUAGAAUAAACUGUAUUGAAUCCAUGUAGUAAGUGUCACAGGGUUCAGUCUAAAUUAUAGCUCCAUAUUUUCAAUGAUUAAAUCUAUGCAUUGUAUAUCAUAAUUUUGUUUUGCAAAUCUUUCUUUUUUCAGAGAUAUUUUAUUGUAAUAUAGCGCUGUGAGAUUAUAUGGUCUUGUUCUUGUUUUUGUCAAACUCUACGUUCCAGAUAGUUCUAUGGGGAAAAAUGAAGUUUAUCUAGAGACUAAAUAGAUGAUGCAGUGAUUGAUAUGCUAAAGCUUUUUGUAAACUGACAUUGUUGUAUUUCUUGUAUUUAGCUACAGUUUUUAGAAAUAGCCUCAAAAAGCAAUUUGUAAAGAUAUAUAAUGCAUUUUUAAGACAAUAGAGACAUAUUUAAUCUGUCGGAGAAAUCUUGGACCAAGUUUUAUAAUUUUUCAGAGUAGAAAGUUCUUGCACUUUUGCUUACAUUUUAUAACAAAGUGCUCCUCGUGCUGAGAGGACCACUUCCCGUUGCCUAUUUUAAAACAAAAUUCUGUUACAUUAACUUAUAUACAGAAAUAAUUGGAACUGUGUUCUGUGAUUUGCAAUCAAAAGAAUAUGUAACUUGUUCUAUAUUAAUGUAUUAAGACUUAAAUAAAUGUACUUCUGUGUAUAAAA
Molecule: messenger RNA, 6347 nt
Organism: Boleophthalmus pectinirostris (great blue-spotted mudskipper)
Lineage: Eukaryota; Metazoa; Chordata; Actinopteri; Gobiiformes; Gobiidae
Gene: foxo1a
Product: forkhead box O1 a
Exons: 3
Coding region: 291-2222 (643 amino acids)
Biological process (GO): regulation of transcription by RNA polymerase II
Cellular component (GO): nucleus
Molecular function (GO): RNA polymerase II cis-regulatory region sequence-specific DNA binding; DNA-binding transcription factor activity, RNA polymerase II-specific
Source: RefSeq, a predicted model, not a curated record